UCUUCGCUCUCAAUCUAUCAUGCUCUUGAUGUCAGAAGAUCAAAGUUUGUUGCAUGAUACGAACUUAUUGUGGGAAAAAACGAAUUCACAAAAGCAGAAGAAUGAAAAGGUCGAAGGUCUCAUGAAUAAGAAGCGAAAUCGAGAGCUCAACAAAGUUAGCAGUGCAGAAGGAAAUGCUGAAAAGAGUCGCGAAUCUGAUCACGAAAUGCAUAUAUGGACUGAGAGAGAAAGGAGAAAGAAAAUGAAAAACAUGUUCGCUAGUCUUCAUGCAUUGCUUCCCCAUCUUCCUUCUAAGGCGGAUAAAUCAACGGUCGUGGAUGAAGCAGUGAGCUACAUCAAAAAUCUUGAGAGAACCCUGGAAAAGCUUGAGAAGCAGAAAGAAGAAAGGGUCCGAUGUGGGCCCACGUUUUGGAAUGAGUCAUCACCGUCCAUGUUCACUGCUCAGGGACUUUCUUCUAAUUACGGCUUUUCGAACGCGAUUAUGGGAACUUCUUCAAACGCACUUUUAUUCCCUGCACAGCAGCAGCCCGUAGCUUUUGAUAAAACGUGGGCCUCUUCAAACAUGGUCUUGAAUGUUUGUGGAGAUGAGGCCCAAUUCUGCAUUUGCGCGGCCCAUAAACCAGGUCUCGUGUCCACCAUAGUUUUUGUGCUUGAUAAAUACAAGAUAGAGCUUGUAUAUGCCCACAUUUCGUGCCUUGGGAAUGGAAAUGCAAUCAUGAUUCAAGCUCACGGAAAACGAGCUUCACAUCAGUUCCUGGAUGCAAAUUCAGUGGAAGAAAUUUACAGGCAAGCUGCGGGAGAGAUUCUUCUAUGGAUCGCUUAAACCUUUGGAU
Vigna angularis (adzuki bean) is the source of this 833-nucleotide messenger RNA. Its product is annotated as transcription factor bHLH95. Gene Ontology annotation, molecular function: protein dimerization activity; DNA-binding transcription factor activity. NCBI's taxonomy places the organism in Eukaryota, Viridiplantae, Streptophyta, Magnoliopsida, Fabales, Fabaceae. The record is from RefSeq and is a predicted model, not a curated record. The transcript has 3 exons. The coding region runs from base 20 to 823 and encodes 267 amino acids. Gene Ontology annotation, biological process: regulation of DNA-templated transcription; endosperm development.